UGCACGGUGGCGGCGGCGGCGGUGGUGCGGCUCGCUGGCGCCGCGCAGUCCUGCUCCGCCGGGCGCACGGACGCACCGGUCAGCCAACGCUGCAGGCAGGGGACGCGGGCGUUGGGCCGCCGGGCCACGAGCGGAGCAAAAGCCACACGCGGCGAGUGGGCGCUAGCGGCCGCCAGUCUCCCGAGGGGCGCCCUCCUCCCGCCGAUUCCCGAGCGGGGCCAUGGGGGGCAGUACGCCCGCGCGCGCCGCCUGAGGACGUCGUCGCCCUCGCCCCCACUAUGGGCGCCCCGGCUCGCGCCCUCGCGAUCUGCGUGGUGCUGGCGGUCAUGACCGGCGCCGCCUCUAUGCCCCCGGGCAUGGAGCCGCGCGUCUUGCGGAGAGCGGCAGAGGCCCCAGGGCCUGAGCCCGGCCAGCAGGAACAGCUGGUCUUUGGCAGCGGGGACACCGUGGAGCUGAGCUGUCAUGCGCCUGCUGGUGGUCCCACAGGACCCAGCGUCUGGGUCAAGGACGGCGUGGGCCUGGUACCUUCAGACCGCGUCCUGCUGGGGCCUCAGUGGCUGCAGGUGCUCAACGCGUCCCACGAGGACUCAGGGGCCUACAGCUGCCGGCAGCGGCUCACGCACCGUGUGCUUUCCCACUUCAGUGUGCGAGUGACGGAUGCUCCGUCCUCUGGAGAUGAUGAAGAUGGGGAGGACGAGGCUGAGGAUACAGCAGGGGCUCCUUAUUGGACGCGGCCCGAGCGGAUGGACAAGAAGCUGCUAGCGGUGCCAGCCGCCAAUACUGUGCGCUUCCGCUGCCCGGCCGCCGGCAACCCCACGCCAUCCAUCUCCUGGCUGAAGAACGGCAAGGAGUUCCGAGGCGAGCACCGCAUCGGGGGCAUCAAGCUACGACACCAGCAGUGGAGCCUGGUCAUGGAGAGCGUGGUGCCCUCGGACCGCGGGAACUAUACGUGUGUUGUGCAGAACAAGUUCGGCAGCAUCCAGCAGACCUACACCCUGGACGUGCUGGAGCGCUCGCCGCACCGGCCCAUCCUGCAGGCCGGGCUGCCUGCCAACCAGACGGCUGUGCUGGGCAGCGACGUGGAGUUCCACUGCAAGGUGUACAGUGACGCGCAGCCCCACAUCCAGUGGCUCAAGCACGUGGAGGUGAACGGCAGCAAAGUUGGGCCCGACGGCACCCCGUAUGUCACCGUGCUCAAGUCCUGGAUCAGUGAGAGUGUGGAGGCCGACGCACGCCUCCGCCUGGCCAAUGUGUCCGAGCGUGAUGGGGGCGAGUACCUCUGUCGAGCCUCCAAUUUCAUAGGCGUGGCUGAGAAGGCCUUUUGGCUGCGUGUUCACGGGCCCCAAGCAGCUGAGGAGGAGCUGGUGGAGGCUGGUGAGGCUGGCAGCGUGUAUGCGGGCAUCCUCAGCUACGGGGUGGGCUUCCUCCUCUUCAUCCUGGUGGUGGCGGCCGUCACUCUCUGCCGCCUGCGCGCGCCCCCGAAGAAGGGCCUGGGCUCGCCCGCCGUGCACAAGGUCUCCCGCUUCCCACUCAAGCGACAGGUAACAGUGUCCUUGGAGUCCAACUCGUCCAUGAACUCCAACACACCCCUGGUACGCAUCGCCAGGCUGUCCUCAGGGGAAGGCCCCGCGCUGGCCAAUGUCUCCGAGCUGGAGUUGCCUGCUGACCCCAAGUGGGAGCUGUCCAGGGCCCGGCUGACCCUAGGCAAGCCACUUGGGGAGGGAUGCUUCGGCCAGGUGGUCAUGGCGGAGGCCAUUGGCAUCGACAAGGACAGGGCUGCCCGGCCCGUCACUGUGGCAGUGAAGAUGCUCAAAGAUGAUGCCACGGAUAAGGACCUAUCGGAUCUGGUGUCUGAGAUGGAGAUGAUGAAGAUGAUCGGCCGCCACAAGAACAUCAUCAACCUGCUGGGGGCCUGCACCCAGGGUGGACCCCUGUACGUGCUAGUGGAGUACGCGGCCAAGGGUAACCUGCGAGAGUACCUGCGGGCACGGCGGCCCCCGGGCCUGGACUACUCCUUUGACACCUGCGGGCCGCCCGGGGAGCAGCUCACCUGCAAGGACCUGGUGUCCUGCGCCUACCAGGUGGCCCGGGGCAUGGAGUACCUGGCCUCCCAGAAGUGCAUCCACAGGGACCUGGCCGCCCGCAAUGUGCUGGUGACCGAGGACAAUGUAAUGAAGAUAGCGGACUUCGGCCUGGCCCGUGAUGUGCACAACCUGGACUACUACAAGAAGACCACCAACGGCCGGCUGCCUGUGAAGUGGAUGGCACCUGAGGCCUUGUUUGACCGGGUCUACACCCACCAGAGUGACGUCUGGUCCUUUGGUGUCCUUCUCUGGGAGAUCUUCACCCUGGGGGGCUCACCAUACCCCGGCAUCCCCGUGGAGGAACUCUUCAAGCUGUUGAAGGAGGGUCACCGCAUGGACAAGCCGGCCAACUGCACACAUGACCUGUACAUGAUUAUGCGGGAAUGCUGGCAUGCUGUGCCCUCCCAGAGGCCCACCUUCAAGCAGUUGGUGGAGGACCUGGACCGUAUCCUUACUGUGACGUCCACAGAUGAGUACUUGGACCUGUCUGUGCCUUUUGAGCAGUACUCGCCAGGCGGCCAGGACACCCCGAGCUCCAGCUCCUCGGGGGACGACUCUGUGUUUGCCCACGACCUGCUGCCUCCGGCCCCUACCAGCAGCGGGGGCCUGCGGACGUGAAGGGCCAGCGGCCUGCAGGCCGAGCCCCCACCACUGUUGAGAGUGGACACCAGCUCCCCCCCCAUCCCGUGCUGCUGGUGGCAUGCUGUCGACCACUGGGGCCCCUUUGCCUGGGCCCGAGCCUGGGACAGACAGACAAUGGACAGACACUUGUGUGUGUGUGUGUGUGUGUGUGUGUGUGUG
This is a messenger RNA of Lontra canadensis (Northern American river otter), 2885 nucleotides long. RefSeq names its product fibroblast growth factor receptor 3 (gene FGFR3). Bases 279 to 2702 code for a protein of 807 amino acids. NCBI's taxonomy places the organism in Eukaryota, Metazoa, Chordata, Mammalia, Carnivora, Mustelidae. Gene Ontology annotation, biological process: positive regulation of MAPK cascade; multicellular organism development; positive regulation of kinase activity. The record is from RefSeq and is a predicted model, not a curated record. Gene Ontology annotation, cellular component: membrane; signaling receptor complex. The transcript has 18 exons. Gene Ontology annotation, molecular function: ATP binding; fibroblast growth factor receptor activity; fibroblast growth factor binding.